CUAGAGAUGCUGCCUGGCCUGCUGCGUUCACCAGCAACUUUGAUGUGUGUUGCUUGAAUUUCCAGCAUCUGCAGAUUUCCUUGUGUUUGCGUUUCUAAAUUCAGAUGUCCCUUCCACUUUCUGCAGCCUCAUUUCCUUUUGAGAGUUUGCCUGCUGCACAUUAGCUCAACAACGCAACAGCCUGUUGUCUCCACGGACCAGCUUAAGCAAAGCUGGCCCUGCUCAGUGUUGGACUUGCUCAGUGAGACCACAGCAGCUAGAUCUGGCUGACAGUUUAACUGGCAGUGAGCCCUUAAAGAGGCGAUUAUGGCGGACAAUACAUCUGGUGCCGGCCAACAGUCAGAUGAAAGGCCACCUGAAGGUACCAGCCAACAGUCAGAUGAAAGGCCGCCUGAAGGUACCAGCCAACAGUCAGAUGAAAGGCCGCCUGAAGGUACCAGCCAACAGUCGGAUGAGAAGCCGUCUGAAGAUUGUGGUGUCUCCAUCGAGCGGCUGGAUACGAAAGAGACUCUCUUUAUGUUACUCGCUCUGCACAUGGAGGAGUCUCCAUUCUGUGAGGAACCAGUCAAAUGUGAGGUUAACAAAACUGGAAUUGUCGUGUGUGAGUCUAGUUCCGUGCAGAGGAUUGUGGCGAUGGAUUGCUCCCGGAAAAAGUUACAUGCUGCCCAGCUCGUCACCAUGCACCUGUCCAAGGCAAUCACAGGAUGUAAUGUGUACCUGUCCAGGAAACCCUGCACAGAGUGUGCAAAGUGUCUAGUUCAAGGAGGGGUUCAUUCCAUAUUUUUCUGGCCCAAGGAGCCUGAAUUUAAGCGCAUGAACAAAAAUUAUAAGGAAGACCUUAAAAACGUCAACCAAAUCUUCCGAAGCAGCAGCACCUUUGUGCUGCCCUAUGUGCCGGCCAUUGAUGACAAGCUAGCUGAAUUCAUACUCUGCCAGCGUACUCGCAGACAGAAAUGUAAAGAAUGUCGGCGUUCCAGUCCAAAGACCAACUUGCGAGAAGAGAUGGUAGAAUAUUGUAGUGACUGUGACUUGCCUGUCUCACCAACCAUGGAAAGCAAAAUAGCCUCUACACUCCAGAGCUAUAAUGCACUCCUGAACUGUAACCAUGGCACUUUCACUGAAACCAAGGAAUUGUCCCUGGAGCAUGUUACUCACUCAUUGCAACUUUGCUUCCUCCUGGCUGCUCGAUCAGAUGAUCCAGCAAAUGGUAUUGGAGCCAUAAUCUACAACAAGCAGAAGCAGUACAUUGUUGGAGCUGGCUACAAUGGCUAUAUCAAGCAAGCAUCAUAUGGAAACUUCCCUCGCAGAGGAAGACGCGAUAAACAGAAAGUGGCCAAGGGCAAAUUCAUGGUCCAUGCAGAAGUGAAUGCCAUUCUCUUCAGGUCAGCCGAAGAUUUAGAUUCUGCCGUGCUAUUUUCUUCAAAAAUACCUUGCAGUAAAUGUGAAAAAAUGAUCAUCGCAUCUGGCAUUAAGACUGUGGUUGCCGUCAAAGAAACCAAGAAAGAAGUAAAGCAUGUGGAAGGAGCUGGUAAACUUGGAUGCAAUACUGGCAUUUCAGAAGGCAAAGGAUUGGGAAAGUGUGCUAAGGAUUCAGAAGGAGAACCUGGGACUUCAGAAGAGGAAGAUAUGACAUCAGAAAAUAUGCAGCAAUUGUUGGCAGUUAACAAAGAAUCAGACGUUGAAAUUAUGUUGUGGGAAAUUCCCAGUGACCAGCAAGUUGCUGAGCAAUUUCCCAGACAGCUCAAUACUCAGCUACAGAGUGAAUCACCUGGUGCCAUUUGCCGCUUGCCAAAGAAGGAUGACCUGAUGACAUUUCUGGCUUUACAUAUGGAAAGAUCUCCUUUGUGUGAGGCGCCAAAAGGAAGUGGCAACAUUAAAUUUUCGAAAACAGGGAUUGCUAUCCUGAACACCACAGAAAGCAAUCGUAUACUUACCAUUGAGUGCUCCAGGAAUGGGCUUCAUGCUGUGGAGCAGGUGCUCCUAUCCUCUCCAAGGUCUCUGCAGGGAUGUACAGUCUACUUGUCUAGGUACCCCUGCAUCAUCUGUGCAAAACUACUCAUUCAAGGUGGUGUUUAUCGCAUUUGCUAUUGGCCCAACCUGGAACAACUGGAUAAUCAGACUCAAAGAGAUCAGAAAGAUAACACCAGUGUUAGUCAGCUCUUUCCUGAAGCUGGAGUAAUUUGUGAUAUGUACAUUCCAUUACUGCAUUUAGACACUAUUAAGAAAAAGGUUUCACCAAAAGCAAGAGUGAUACCAACAAAAGACAACAUAAAAUGUGAAUCGUUUUUUCACAUGAAUGAAAUGGUAGAUGGCACCAUGGAAGCUCUGGGUUUAUCACAUCUCAUAGACAAAGAUUAUAUAGCUAAGUUCAGUAACCAGGUAAAAAAUGCACAUGAUUGUUAUAGAGCACUUAUAAGGUGCUCCCGUGGCUCUUUUGUAACAGACAAUUCAGUGACACGUAAUAAUAAUGUGGAAAGGAAACAACCCAGUGAACUUCAGAAAGAUGAGAAGAAGCAUAUACAUGCCCUGCAGCUGUGCUUCCUUCUGGCUGCAAGAACUGAUAGUCCUGGCAGUGGAGCAGGAGCACUGAUCUCCCAGAAAGAUUGCUUUGUGGGAAUAGGCUACAAUGGUUUUCCAAAAGGAAAUCAUCGUGGUGACUAUCUGAGUUCCGAAAGUUCAACAUCCAGCCUGCUCAUCUGCGCGGAGGCUAACACUCUUUGUUUCAGGUAUAAACAGGAUCUGCAAGAAGCCACCCUGUAUACCAGCACCUACCCCUGUCCUAAGUGCAUGAAGUUAACAGAAAACGUUGGAGGCAUCACAAAGAUUGUUUGUGUUAAGCCCAAAGAUGGUGAGCAUUUGCCUCCAGUUCCAAAGGACAUAACGUGUUGGAUGUGGAAACCAGAUACGGACAUAACAGAUGCCGCAAUCAAGUGCCACCAAUUCUGAACAGGACCCUACUUCAUGAGGAAUAGAGUGGCGUUCAAUGACUGAUGCUGGGCAGUGUUAGAUCUUACUGCUACUGUGCAUGCAAGCAUGGCUCUGUUGAAGGCAAAGGAAAACCAUUCAAACCCAACAUCAGUCAAGGAACUUCCUCCACAAUCCCCUGUAAGCUUUCCAAUUCAGUGAUAUAACCUCUUUAAAAUUUUAGACUGAAUAAUAUAUUUUUAGAAAAUAAAGAAAGUAGGAAAUAUGAAAAGCCAGUGAGAUGCAAAAGAGAGAUUAAGGAAACAUUAUGGGAGAAAGCAGAUCAAAGUGUUCUAAUUCGGCUCCAAUGCUUACUGGUUAGAAAACAGAUCUGGGAAAUAGGUGGCAGUUAAGGAAAGUAACUAACUGUCCAUCUGAAUCCAACCUGGUUAUUGUAGUAAUUCCUUUGCAAUAGCUAUAAUUCUAGUUACAGCUUAUUUUACACAAUACUCAUGCAGAGCAAGUAGUUAAAGAAUACCUGAUUUUCAAGGGCAGCACAGUGAUACAGUGGGUAGAACCAUUACCUCAGAGCACCAGAGACCCGGGUUCAAUCCCAAUUGUGUGGGUUUCUUCUGGGUGUUCCAGUUUCCUCCUACAUCCUGAAGACAUGCAGGUCAGUGGGUUAAUUGGUGGCUUGUAAAUUAUUCCUAAUGUGUAGGUGAGAGGUGGAAUAUGUUGUGUGUUGUGGUAUGUGGGAAUAAUAAAAAAUGGGAUUAACAUAUGAUUAUUGUAGGUGGGUGGUUGGUAAUCAGUAUAGACUAUGACAGGUUAGUCCUCCCCACCCCCCGCAAUUUCACUUCUUACCAUGGUGGACUGUAGCACCAGGUGGCCAGAGGCCGUCCCUCUAGCAUCAAUGAUAUUUCCUCUGACCCCAAUUCACUUCAGACCUCCAAACUGCAAUGAUUCAGAACCUCAGCAUUAGGAUAUAUCACACAAUGGCGUAUCACCUGCAAUCCAAUAGCCUACGCAAGCGGUUUCACCGCUCCUUAAAAGUUGCUCUGAGGGCUUCCCUGACUGAUGAGUUUUGGCAUGAUCAUCUCCCAUGGGUCUGACUGGAACUCAACUGUUCAGAAAGAGGACCUGUGUCUUCCGUGGCUGAGUUGGUAUACAGGCAUCCAUUACAAGUGCCAGGUGAUUUCAUUCAUGAUCCCAUGACCACCUGGUCAGCCUCUCAGCGGCGUUCCCCCCCCCUCAGUAAAUUCGAUCCCUUUUCACCUAACUCUACCUCCCUUCAUGGUGUACAGCACUCUUGGGUUCCUGUUGACCUACAUCCCGCCUUGUUUGUUUUCAUCCACCAUGGCGCACACCAACAUUCCCUUCGGCCUCCUUGCGAUAGCAAUUCUGCAAUUUGGAAUGGGGAGAAAAGACUAUUGUAGAUAGGAGAGGUAAACCUGAAUGUACUUUGGUAGAUCAUCCUAAACCGGCCCACCAAGAUUUGGAGUGUUCUGCUGCCGUACCCCUGGCAUCACAAUAUGACCAUAAGUGUGUCAAUGCACCUCUGGAUGAGCCAGAGGCACCUGCGGUUCCUCUGCCCAUGGCACACAGGAUCCGAACUAGGCGGCUCAUCAGGGCUCCAGACAGGCUCACAGUGCUGGUUUUAGUGAAUUCUGUGGGGCGGGGGGUGGGCUGUGUAGGGUAAUGUAAUUUACAUAAUUCACAACCACCAGCAUUGAGUUGGGGUUUCGCUUUAAGAGACUGGUCUGACGUGAUGAUGUUACGUAAGGACUUUUAGCACAAACUUUUGUGUUUAGGGUUUUGGAAUACAGUAAAAUGUGUUACAUGUUUCAUUAAACAUAAAACAGCUCACUUCAUUUUAUUUGCAAAAACUUACACCGUGACUAAGAUGAAACUAAAAGCUCUUUAACUUAAUAUAUUGCAAUCACUGUAUUAGGUGAUGUAAGGGAAAAAACAUGGCAUUGGUAAUUAUGUACGUAAGUAAUAUGAGAACAUAAGUGGACCCAACAUGUGUGCCCAGCAUUCAUAAUGGGAUGUCAGUUGGGUUAGCUUUGUACCCUCUGUGUGAUUAGCAGCACUUGUACUGUGCCUUGUAAAAGUAUUCAGCCCCUUACCCUUUGUUCACACUACAACCAGAGAUUUUGUUCAAUUUAACUGAGAAUUUUUAUUUGUGAAUCACAUGCUCCUUUUUCACAACAGAGGCCAAAAAAUACAGAAAAUUGUAAAGAAUGAAAAACUAAAAAUUAAGAACCGAAAUAUCAGCAGUUCAAAAGAAUUCAUCCCCCUUUGUUCGGUACUUAGUUGAACCACCUCUCACAGCUAUUACAGCCAGUAGUGUUGGAUAAGUCUCUAUCAGCUUUGCACAAAGUGAUAGAGCAAGAUUUGCCCAGCCCUCCUUGUAAAACUGCUCAAGCUGUGCCUGGUUAGUUGGGGAGUAGUGGUGGAGAGCAAUCUUGUGGACUUGCCAGAGAUUUUCAGUCAGGCCACUCAAGAACAUCAAUUUUCUUCAUUUGAAGCCACUCUGUGGUUGCUCUGGCAGUGUGCUUUGGGUCGUUGUCUACUGAAAGAAUAACUUCCUCCUCAGUUUAAGCUUUCUGGCAGAGGCUAGCAUGUUUUUAUCCAGGAUCUCUCUGUUUAGCAGCAUUCAUCUUCCCAUCAAUUCUGACCAGAUUUCCAGUCCCUGCUGCUGAACAUCUUCUCAUAGCAUAAUGCUAUUUGCACUAUAUUUUACAUGUUACCCAGCUGAUGCGCAGUAUUUAAUUUAUGCCACAUGUAUUGCUCAGUAUUGAGGCCAAAAAGUUCCACUUUAGCCUCAUCCAACCACAAAAUCUUAGAAACAUAGAAAAUCUACAGCACAAUAUAGGCCCUUCGGCCCAUAGUGCUGCGCCAAACGUGUGCUUACUUUAGAAAUUACCUAGGGUUACCCAUAGCUCUCUAUUUUUCUAAGCUCCAUAUACUUAUCCAGGAGUCUCUUAAAAGACCCUAUUGCAUCCGUCUCCACCACAGUCGCAAGCAGCCCAUUCCACACAUUCACCAGUCUCUGCGUAAAAAACUUACUCCUGACAUCUCCUCUGUACCUACUUCCAAGCACCUUAAAUCUGUGCCCUCUCAUGCUAGCCAUUUCAGCCCUGGGAAAAAGCCUCUGACUAUCCACAUGAUCAAUGCCUCUCAUCAUCUUAUGCACUUCUAUCAGGUCACCUCCAAUCCUCCGUCGCUCCAAGGCCAAAUUCAUUAAACCUAUUCUCAUAAGGCAUGCUCCUCAAUCCAGGCAAUAUCCGUGUAAAUUUCCUCUGCACCCUUUCUAUAGUUUCCACAUCCUUCCUGUAGUGAGGUGACCAGAACUGAUCACAGUAUUCCAAGUGGGGUCUGACCAGGGUCCUAUAUAGCUGUAACAUUACCUCUUGGCUCUUGAACUCAGUCCCACAGUUGAUAAAGGCCAAUGCACCAUAUGCCUUCUUAACCACAGAGUCAACCUGCACAGCAGCUUUGAGUGUCUAUGGACUCGGACCCCAAGAUCCCUCUGAUCCUUCACACUGCCAAGAGUCUUACCAUUAAUGCUAUAUUCUGUCAUCAUAUUUGACCUACCAAAGUGACCCACCUCACCCUUAUCUGAGUUGAACUCCGUCUGCCACUUCUCAGCCCAGUUUUGCAUCCUUUCGAUGUCCUACUGUAACCUCUGACAGCCCUCCACACUAUCUACUACACCCCCAAUCUUUGUGUCGUCAGCAAAUUUACUAACCCAUCACUCCACUUCCUCAUCCAGGUCAUUUAUAAAAAUCACAAAGAGAAGGGGUCCCAGAACAGAUCCCUGAGGCAUACCACUGGUCACCAACCUUCAUGCAGAAUAUGACCCAUUUACAACCACUUUUUGCCUUCUGUGAGCAAGCCAAUUCUGGAUCCACAAAGCAAUGUCCCCUUGGAUCCCAUGCCUCCUUACUUUCUCAAUAAGCCUUGCAUGGGGUACCUUAUCAAAUGCCUUGCUGAAAUCCAUAUACACUACAUCUACUGCUCUACCUCCAUCAAUGUGUUUAGUUGCAUCCUCAAAAAAUUCAAUCAGGCUCUUAAGGCACUACCUGCCUUUGACAAAGCCAUGCUGAUUAUUCCUAAUCAUAUUAUGCCUCUCCAAAUGUUCAUACAUCCUGCCCCUCAGGAUCUUCUCCAUCAACUUACCAACUACUGAAGUAAGACUCACUUAUCUAUAAUUUCCUGGGCUAUCUCUACUCCCUUUCUUGAAUAAGGGAACAACAUCCGCAACCCUCCAAUCCUCUGGAACCUCUCCUGUCCCCAUUGAUGAUGCAAAGAUCAUCACCAGAGGCUCAGCAAUCUCCUCCCUCGCCUCCAACAGUAGCCUAGGAUAUAUCUUGUCUGGUCCCAGUGACUUAUCCAACUUGAUGCUUUCCAAAAGCUCCAGCAUAUCCUCUUUCUUAAUGUCUAUAUGCUCAAGCUUUUCUGCUGUAAGUCAUCCCUACAAUUACCAAGGUCCUUUUCCAUAGGGAAUACUGAAGUAAAGUAUUCAUUAAGUACCUUCGCUAUCUCCGCCAGUUCCAUACACACUUUUCCACUGUCAGACUUGAUUGGUCUUAUUCUCUCACAUCUUAUCCCCUUGCUCUUCACAUACUUGUAGGAUUCCUUGGGCUUUCCUUAAUCCUGCUUGUCAAGACCUUCUCAUGGCCCCUUCUGGCUCUCCUAAUUGCAUUCUUAAGCCCCUUCCUGCUAGCCUUAUAAUUUUCUAGAUCUCUAUCUUUACCUAGUUUCUUGAACCUUUUAUAAGCUUUCUUUUCUUCUUGACUAGAUUUUCAACAGCCUUUGUACACCAUUCUACCCUACCAUCCUUUCCCUAUCUCAUUGGAAUGUACCUAUGCAAAACUCCACGCAAACAUCCCCUGAACAUUUGCAACAUUUCUGCCGUACAUUUCCCUGAGAACAUCUGUUCCCAAUUUAUGCUUCCAAGUUCCUGCCUGAUAGCUUCAUAUUUCCCCUUACUCCAAUUAAGUGCUUUUCUAACUUGUCUGUUCCUAUCCCUCUCCAAUGCUAUGGUAAAGGAGAUAGAAUUGUGAUCACUAUCUCCAACAUGAUCUCCCACUGAAAGACCUGACACCUGACCAGCUUCAUUUCCCAAUACCAGAUCAAGUACAGCCUGUCCUCUUGUAGGCUUAUCUAAAUAUUGUGUCAGGAAACCUUCUCUGUUAUCAUUUCUCUGACUUGUCUUAAAUACUCUUUUAUAUUCAUUUUGGUUUGGUCUAUUGGAAAUCUGCCAUACUGCUGGACCUUACGGGGGGUGGGGGGGAACGUCAACUCAGACCAUGCUCAGAGACCUGCGUCUGGUAUUUUCAUGCCUUACAAGGCGCAGGUUGGAAGUCUGUGUGGGGCGCCACUCCUUGCACAGACACUAGAGCAAUGUGUGGUUAAGUGCUUUGCUCAAGGACACAAACACGCUGCCACAGCUGAGGCUCAAACUAGCAACCUUCAGAUCACUAGAUGAACGCCUUAACCACUUGGCCACGUGCCCUUACAGAGAUGGAUUACAGACCUUACAGAGAGAUGGUGUACUUAUUCUUAUGAAUUCAUUGAAAACAUGUGAUCCUCCAACUUUCUACAUCAACAAAUUGUUUAAAUUGGUAAGGUAAUAUACAGCAGGGGUCCCCAACCUUUUUUGCACCGCAGACUGGUUUAAUAUUGACAAUAUUCUUGCGAACCGGCUGACCGGAGUUGGGGGCGGGGGGGACGGUGUUAAUCACGACCAGAAUAUAGGUGAUAAGUCAACUAUAAGUCACUUAUAAGUGGCUAAUACACUCAAGUUUGUUUCUGAAAGGGUUUAUCUAACGAAUUUAAUAUUAAACACAGCGCAUAUUUUUCCUUGCAUGAAUAUAGUGAUAAGUCAAUUAUAAGUCACUUAUAUAAGUCAAUAGCAUCAUAACAUUUUAAGUAACAUUUGGCUAUUAAACACACAGCGCAUAUUUUCCCCGUAUGAAUGUAUAAAAUCAUUGCAACACACCAAUAUAGCUGAAUCAAUGGGAGCCAACAAGACGGUCCCAUCGAGGGGUGACGGGAGACAGCGAUACUCAAAGGGGGUUCCUUAUGUAAUGACCUCGUGUGCGUUCAAGUGCCAACAGUGCGCAUGACAGGGAAUGAGGAAAGGUGUAGCUGACUUAUAUCGUUUCAUAUUGCCAAAUCAUACCCUUUCCUCGCGGCCCAGUACUGGUCCGUGGCCCGGUGGUUGGGGACCAAUGAUAUACAGUAUUGCACCUGAGGAAAGUUAGUAUAGUAAUUACAAACGGCAUGAAUACUUUUCAGCUUCACAAUUUUUUUUUGUUUUUUAGUAAAUUGUUGACAGGUUUUGGAAUUUUUCCUUUGAUUUGAAUGAUGUUUUGAGAUUAGCUCAAAAAUCCUACUUCAGUAUAUUUCAGAUUUAGAAAAUAAGACAGUAAAAUGUAAAAACAGUUGGGGCUGAAUACUUUUUCAAGGCACUGUAUCUGACAGUACUUAGUUCAUCAGAGAUAGUUAGAGCAUAAAAGGACAAAAAUUACUUCAUUCUAAACAAGCUAAAUCAAUGUCACAUAAUGUAUAAUAAGCCAAUGAUUGAAAAAAAUGUUAUUUCUAAUCAAAAUUUUAUUCCAACUGAUUUAAAAUUUGUGCUUCAAUGGCAAUUAAAAUCUGUGAUAACGAUUUACAUUUAUGAGGGAAACUCGCUGUUUAAUAAACAAAAACCA
Mobula hypostoma (lesser devil ray) is the source of this 9629-nucleotide messenger RNA. Its product is annotated as cytidine and dCMP deaminase domain-containing protein 1-like. Gene Ontology annotation, molecular function: zinc ion binding; hydrolase activity. The transcript has 23 exons. The record is from RefSeq and is a predicted model, not a curated record. Lineage: Eukaryota; Metazoa; Chordata; Chondrichthyes; Myliobatiformes; Myliobatidae. Bases 307 to 2946 code for a protein of 879 amino acids.